Saprolegnia parasitica CBS 223.65 is the source of this 1759-nucleotide messenger RNA. RefSeq lists its product as hypothetical. The annotation marks the transcript as partial. The record is from RefSeq and is a predicted model, not a curated record. NCBI's taxonomy places the organism in Eukaryota, Oomycota, Saprolegniomycetes, Saprolegniales, Saprolegniaceae. The transcript has 11 exons. Gene Ontology annotation, biological process: microtubule-based movement; mitotic spindle organization. Gene Ontology annotation, molecular function: ATP binding; microtubule motor activity; microtubule binding.
AUGCAAGGGAUGGCGCAAACCGUCCAGGUGAGUUGCCGCUUCCGCGGUGGCAACGACGAUGGAAGCGCGCUCGGCCUCGAGUUUCCAGGGCCGACGACGGUGGUUCUCCCAAGUAUGAAGGGCACGCAGUUUUCCUUUGACCGCGUCUUUCCCCCCGAGACGACCCAAGAAACCAUCUUUGAACACAUUGGGAUACCGGUCAUUGAAGAGCUCCUGAAUGGCUACAAUUGCACGAUCCUUGCCUAUGGGCAGACAGGAAGCGGCAAGACGCACACAAUUCUCGGCUCCAAGACCGAAAAAGGCAUACUUCCACGCCUCGUACAGCGAACGUUCGAGGCAAUCGCAGCGCGACCGUCGGACGCCGCGACAGAGGUGUCGACGGGCCUCUUUGAAGUCUACCAAGAAAAGCUCCAGGACCUUCUCAACCCCUCGAACGCCCAUCUGCGCAUCCGCGAAGACAAAGAGCGAGGCAUCUGGGUCCAAGGCGCGGCCGACAUCGUGGUGGCGGAUCCGCCGUCAACUCUCCGACUCGUUCAGAAAGGACUGAUGGGGCGCUCCAUGGGGGCACACUUGAUGAACGCCGAGUCGAGUCGCAGCCACUGCAUUUUUGUGCUCACCGUCACCCAGCGCUUUCCGUCGGGCCUCAAGCAAACAGGCAAGCUCUACCUCGUGGACCUCGCUGGGUCGGAGAUGGUGCGCAAGACCGCUGCAUCGGGCAAGCGCCUUGACGAAGCCAAGCACAUCAACAAGUCACUCACAGCGCUUGGACUUGUCAUCAACGCACUCACGGACGGACGGUCCAAGCACAUUCCAUACCGGGACAGCAAACUCACGCGGCUUCUCCAGAACUCGCUGGGGGGCAACGCAAAAACGCACCUCAUUUUGACAUGUUCAAGCAGUGCGACAAACUUGGAAGAGACGCUCUCGACGAUUCGGUUUGGCGCAAGGGCGCAACACGUGACCAACUCGCCGCAAGUCAAUACCGAGCGGACGAUCUCCGAGUACAAGCAACUGCUGCAGACUCUCGAACUCAAAGUUGCCGCUCUGUCGGUCUACGUUGCAUCGCUCGAGAGCAAGACGACCGUGUGUCCGCGCUGCAGCGGCACCAGUACCGCCACCGACCCGCCGCCAUUAGCGAGCGCCAACAGCGACACCAGCCUCCGAUCGACGUGCCAUGUGUGCGCCAGCAGCGAGCCCGAGCUUGUGCUUUGCGACGGCAACUGCGGACGCUUUUGGCACCCCUCUUGUCUUCCGUCGGCCAGCAACAAUCCGCUCGAGUGCAUCUGUCCCGACUGCGCCGACGACGCGUACAGUCUUCAGGACGAGCUCUCGGCGCUCAAACGGGCGCUGCAGAGUAUCAAAGCCGACCGAGACGAGCUUGAGGAGCGUGCCAGUGUUCAAAAGCAAGUGCUGGAUGUUGCCGACCACCACAACAGCUCCCUUCACCGCGCUUUGGAAGAGCGCGUCAUGGGCCAAGAACUGCGCAUUCAAAGCCUUUCCAACCAACUCGAAGCUGCAACCUUGCAGUACACGACCGCCCAGCGAGACUUGGAUGCGCUGCGUCUUUCAGUAACCAAGACGACCGAGGUCAACCGAAAAAAUGCCGACGCGGCCCAAGCCGAAAUCGAUAUCGUGCGGCGCUCGCUGAUGGUGAUGGAAAACGAAAAUGCCGCGUUGAGGGACCAGGCCAACGACCUCGCACUUCGCGCGGCCCAGUCGGAGAAGCGCGCGCGCGAGUGCCACGACCAGCUCGACGCCU